Messenger RNA from Heterobasidion irregulare TC 32-1, 474 nucleotides. RefSeq lists its product as uncharacterized. The transcript has 3 exons. The record is from RefSeq and is a predicted model, not a curated record. The coding region runs from base 1 to 474 and encodes 157 amino acids. NCBI's taxonomy places the organism in Eukaryota, Fungi, Basidiomycota, Agaricomycetes, Russulales, Bondarzewiaceae.
AUGUCUGGUACUGGGUCUGUUGGGCACCACGCACCUCAGAAUAGACCACCUAUUCCAUCAGGCACUAGCCUUCCUUCUCGCCCAGGCAGAGUUGUAUUAGGGGGCGCUGCCAUUGUUGCAUCGACGUUCGGGCUCUUUUGGAUGUAUUUGCAACGCAACCAAGCCCGCAGAGCCGAUCCGAACGCCCCGGGUUCUGUGUCGGGAUGGGAGCAUCGUCUUCAUGACGCAGCAUAUCCCGAUUCCGAAGUAUCAACUUCUACUGCUGCUACCCGUUCCCAACGCCUCUUUUUACCCCUCCCACCUCCGAAAGAACCAAACCGCGAGCAGCAUCGUACGAUUGCGACGGUUAGACGGGAUGGAGAAGGCGCUCAUCCUCUGAGGGACGAUCACGGUGGCUUCUUACAUCCCACCCCACAGAGAGAUAGGGGCGAUGGGCUCGCGUAUACGAAACGUGUGGGUACCCCCGAUGGCUGA